AAGAACUGGGUUGAGCUGCUGGAGCACGUUGUCAAGGUCCGCAACACUACGCUGGACGAGCAUCACCCGUCUCGGCUGGCAUCGCACCACGAGCUUGCCGGUGCAUACGGGGACAACGGGCAGACAAGAGAGGCAGUGGAGCUGCUAGAGUACGUUGUCAAGGUCGAAGAGACUACGCUGGACGAGCAUCACCCGGAUCGGCUGGCAUCGCAGCACGCGCUUGCCGGUGCAUAUCAGGCCAACGGGCAGACAAGAAAGGCAGUGGAGCUGCUGGAG
Messenger RNA from Macroventuria anomochaeta, 276 nucleotides. RefSeq lists its product as uncharacterized. The record is from RefSeq and is a predicted model, not a curated record. The annotation marks the transcript as partial. Lineage: Eukaryota; Fungi; Ascomycota; Dothideomycetes; Pleosporales; Didymellaceae. Gene Ontology annotation, molecular function: protein binding. The transcript has a single exon.